Molecule: messenger RNA, 26377 nt
Organism: Rhineura floridana
Lineage: Eukaryota; Metazoa; Chordata; Lepidosauria; Squamata; Rhineuridae
Gene: NEB
Product: nebulin
Exons: 183
Coding region: 231-25748 (8505 amino acids)
Biological process (GO): cardiac muscle thin filament assembly
Cellular component (GO): Z disc
Molecular function (GO): actin filament binding
Source: RefSeq, a predicted model, not a curated record
CAGACUAACGCUGCUUUUGCCCAGCGUUUCUCAGGAGGGAGGACAGUUGGAGAGGCUUUGCUGCUAAGGAAAUUUAUUUAAAUAUUGCUGGUUCAAGAGGAAAUAUAAAGAAAAGAAGCACAGAAGCAAACAAAAGGUGCAUCCGUAAGGGCCAAUGGUGGGAAGAGAGGAGUUAACUUCAUUAACUUAAGAGAGUGGGUGAGAGACAGAGAAGAAAACACUCUGUAAAGAUGGCGGAAGAAGAAGACUAUGAUGAGGUUGUGGAGUACUACAUUGAAGAGGAGGUCAUUGACGAGGAUCAACCGGAUGAGACAAUUAUGGAGAUCACUGAGACAACAUAUACUACUGGAUCAGCUCCUUAUAAGUUAACCACCACAAAGCAUACUACUGAAACCAGGGGCACCGCUCACAAGGCCUCCCCUUCUUAUACGGUAACGACAGACUAUGCUACUGAAACCAGAGGCAGCGCUCGCAAGGCCUCUCCCUCUUAUACGACAACCCCCACAGCUCAUACUACCGGAACCGAGGGCACCGCUCACAAGGCCUCUCCUCCUGUCAGAAAAAAGGUUGUACGGAAAAAAGUGGAUACAUCAAAGUUUCUGACACCAUACCUGAGUCACAGUUCAAAAAUGCAAAAGCUCUUCAGUGAUAAAAAGUACAAAGAGAAGUUUGAGAAGGAGAAAGGAAAGCCAUAUGCAGUCACAAGUGAUACCCCUGAAUUGCGAAGAAUCAAGAAAGUCCAGGACCAGCUCAGCGAGGUCAAAUACCGCAUGGGUGGUGACCUGGCUAAGACUGACUGUCAUGUUGAUGAAAAAGCAAGAGACAUAGAACACGCAAAGAAGGUCUCCCAGCAAGUCAGUAAAGUUUUAUACAAACAGAACUGGGAAGAGAAUAAGGAAAAGUAUUUGCUCCCUCCUGACGCUCCUGAGCUUGUGCAGGCAAUAAAAAAUACUGCCUUAUACAGCAAGAAACUAUACACUCAAGACUGGGAAGAAGACAAAGCACUAUUCUACCCUUAUGAUGACAGCCCCGAACUGAGGAGAGUAGCAAAGGCUCAAAAGUCCCUCAGUGAUAUUGUCUACAAAAAAGGGCAUAAUGAACAAAAAGCUAAAUACACUCCUCUGCCAGACCCACCUGAUGUGGAGCUUGCCAAAAAAGUAACCAGGCAACUCAGUGAUCAUAACUAUCAUGCAGACUAUGACAAGAACAUCAGAGGCAAAUGGAGCCAAACUCCAUGCUAUGACGUUGUAGUUGCCAGAAUGAAUGCUGAUAACUUGAGCCAGAGAAAAUACCAAGAAGAGUGGGAGAAUCAGAAAGACCAAAUCUACUUUAUGCAAACAGGAACGCCAGAGUAUGAGGUUAAUAAGCGAGCUGGACUUGUUGCCAGUAAGGUAAAAUACAAAGAAGAUUAUGAAAAAUCCAAGGCUUCUCCGGAGUAUAAUGUGCUUCCAGUUGCAGAGAACCUACUGCUCAAGCAACUACAAGCUGCUGGAAAUCUUGUAAACGAUAAAUUAUAUAAGGAAGCAUAUGAAAAAGCUAAAGGAGUAAGCAUUAACUACUGUGAGACUCCGAAGUAUCAUGUCGACAAUGUACUGAAAAACUUCAGCGAUGUUAAAUAUAAAGAGGGUUAUGUGAACAAUAUCUUGGGCCAGUACAUAGGCAGCAUUGAGGACCCCUAUCGAGCACACUGCAUGAAAGUUGAAGCUAUGAAGAGCAAUAAAAACUACAAAGCAGACUAUGAAGAUGAAAAGGCAACAUGCUAUUUCCCUCAGACCAUAACUAAAGAAUAUGAAACUAUAAAAAAAUUAGACCAGUGCAAAGAUCAUACCUACAAAAAACAUCCUGAUAAGAUCAAAUUUACACUAGUGCCAGAUGCACCCUUUCUGAAGCAAGCACAGAUUAAUUCCAAGCAGCUGAGUGACUUGAACUACAAAGCCAAACAUGAGAGUGAGAAAUUCAAAUGCACCAUACCACCGGACGCCCCAUUGUUCCUCCAGUCCAGAGUCAAUGCAUACAACCUCAGUGAUAACUGUUAUAAGUAUGAGUGGGACACGUCAAAAGAUAAGAAAUUUGAGAUCAAGAUGGAUGCCAUUCCAAUUCUUGCUGCUAAAGCCAAUCGGAAAAUUGCCAGUGAUGUGGAGUAUAAGAAGGGUUAUGAACAGAGCAAAGGGAAGUUAAUUGGAGCUUUGAGCAUUCAGGAUGAUCCCAAGAUGCUACUUUCUCAGAAAGUGGGCAAAAUGCAGAGUGAUAUAUUAUAUAAGGAAGCAUAUGAAAAGGCUAAAGGAAUAAGCAUUAACUACUGUGAGACUCCGAAGUAUCAUGUUGACAAUGUACUGAAAAACUUCAGUGACGUUAAAUAUAAAGAGGGUUAUGUAAACAAUAUCUUGGGCCAGUACAUAGGCAGUAUUGAGGACCCCUAUCAAGCACAUUGCAUGAAAGUUGCAGCUAUGAAGAGUGAUAAAAACUACAAAGCAGACUAUGAAGAUGAAAAGGCAAAAUGCUAUUUCCCUCAGACCAUAACUCAAGAAUAUGAAACCAUAAAGAAAUUAGACCAGUGCAAAGAUUAUACCUAUAAAAAACAUCCUGAUAAGAUCAAAUUUACACUAGUGCCAGAUGCACCCUUUCUGAAGCAACCACAGAUUAAUUCCAAGCAGCUGAGUGAUUUGAACUACAAAGCCAAACAUGAGAGUGAGAAAUUCAAAUGCACCAUACCGCCGGACGCCCCGUUGUUCCUCCAGUCCAGAGUCAAUGCAUACAACCUCAGUGAUAACUGUUAUAAGUAUGAGUGGGACACAUCGAAAGAUAAGGAAUUUGAGAUCAAGAUGGAUGCCAUUCCAAUUCUUGCUGCUAAAGCCAAUCGGAAAAUUGCCAGUGAUGUGGAGUAUAAGAAGGGUUAUGAACAGAGCAAAGGGAAGUUAAUUGGAGCGUUGAGCAUUCAGGAUGAUCCCAAGAUGCUACUUUCUCAGAAAGUGGGCAAAAUGCAGAGUGAUAUAUUAUAUAAGGAAGCAUAUGAAAAAGCUAAAGGAAUAAGCAUUAACUACUGUGAGACUCCAAAGUAUCAAGUUGACAAUGUACUGAAAAACUUCAGUGAUGUUAAAUAUAAAGAGGGUUAUGUGAACAAUAUCUUGGGCCAGUACAUAGGCAGCAUUGAGGACCCCUAUCGAGCACACUACAUGAAAGUUGAAGCUAUGAAGAGCGAUAAAAACUACAAAGCAGACUAUGAAGAUGAAAAGACAAAAUGCUAUUUCCCUCAGACCAUAACUCAAGAAUAUGAAACCAUAAAAAAAUUAGACCAGUGCAAAGAUUAUACCUACAAAAAACAUCCUGAUAAGAUCAGAUUUACACAAGUGACAGACUCGCCCACCUUGGUACAAGCACAGAUUAAUUCCAAGCAACUAAGUGAUUUAAACUACAAAGCCAAACAUGAGAGUGAGAAAUUCAAAUGCUCCAUACCUCCGGAUGCCCCGUUGUUCCUCCAGUCCAGAGUCAAUGCAUAUAACCUCAGUGAUAACUGUUAUAAGUAUGAGUGGGACACAUCGAAAGAUAAGAAAUUUGAGAUCAAGAUGGAUGCCAUUCCAAUUCUUGCUGCUAAAGCCAAUCGGAAAAUUGCCAGUGAUGUGGAGUAUAAGAAGGGUUAUGAACAGAGCAAAGGGAAGUUAAUUGGAGCGUUGAGCAUUCAGGAUGAUCCCAAGAUGCUACAUUCUCAGAAAGUGGGCAAAAUGCAGAGUGAUCUUGAAUACAAAAAAGGUUAUGAAGAGUCAAAGACCAGGUACACGGCACCGCUAGACAUGAUUCCAGUCGUUCAAGCAAAGAAAGCGCAGGAGAUUAUCAGCAAUGCAGAUUACAAGCAUAUCAUUCAUAAUUACUCCUAUCCUCCUGACAGUAUUAAUGUGGAACUUGCAAGGAAGGCUAAUGCUCUACAAAGUGAUGUUGAAUACAAAGCUGACUACAAUGCCUGGAUUAAAGGUUGUGGCUGGGUGCCCUAUGGGUCCCUGGAUGCAGAAAAAGCUAAAAGAGCUUCAGACAUCAUCAGUGAGAGAAAAUAUCGUCAGCAUCCAGACACUAUUAAGUUUACACAAAUUGAAGAUGAUCCUGUUGUAGUACAGGCUAAAAUCAACCAAGCUCAAAGAAGUGAUGUACUUUACAAAGCCAAAAAUGAAGAUGUAAUUCAUAAAUAUCACCUUCCAGCAGAUGCUCCUCAGUUUCUCCAGGCCAGGGUUAACUCCUACAAUAUUAGUGAUAACUGCUACAAACUGGGGUUGGAAGAAUUGAAAUCGAAGGGAUAUGACCUGACAAUUGAUGCUAUUCCCAUCAAAGCUGCCAAGGCUGCUAGACACGCUGCCAGUAAUUUCCAGUAUAAAAAAGACUAUGAACUUGCCAAGGGUAAACUGGUUGGCUUCCAGAGCCUUCAAGAUGACCCCAAGUUGGUCCAUUGUAUGAAUGUUGCCAAGAUGCAGUCAGAUCGGGAGUACAAGAAAUCUUAUGAGGAAAGCAAAACCAAAUACAAUGCUCCACUAGAUAUGGUCAACGUUGUCGCUGCCAAGAAAGCCCAAGAAAUUGCCAGCAAUACCAAUUAUAAGAACUUGCUUCACCAUUAUACAUUAUUGCCUGAUGAUAUAACUGUGGAACGGUCCAAAAACAUGAUGCAAAUUCAAAGUGAUAAUCUUUACAAAGAAGAUUUUAAUAGCUGGAUUAAAGGCAUUGGGUGGAUCCCAAUUGGUUCACUGGAUGCAGAAAAAGCUAAAAAAGCAGGAGAUGCCUUGAAUGAGAAGAAGUACCGGCAGCAUCCAGACACUAUCAAAUUUACCAGUGUUGUUGACUCACCUGUCAUGGUCCAGGCUAAGCAGAAUUCACUUCAGCUCAAUGAUAUACUAUACAAAUCUUCUGGAGAGGAAAUGAAGCAUAAAUACCACUUGCCUGCAGAUGCCCCUCAGUUCAUCCAGGCUAGAUACAAUGCAGCUAACAUCAGUGAUGCUUAUUAUAAACAUGGCUAUCAUGAAUUAAUAGCCAAAGGGCACAAUGUAUUGGGUGAUUCUAUUCCAAUUACUCUAGCCAAGGCUUCAAGGAACAUCGCUAGUGAUUACAAAUACAAAGAAGCGUAUGAAAAGGCAAGAGGAAAACACGUUGGUUUCAAAAGCGUGCGAGAUGAUCCUAAGCUUGUUCAUUCUAUGAACGUGGCGAAGAUACAGUCUGAACGUGAAUACAAGAAGGACUACGAGAAGAGCAAGACUUGCUACCAUACGCCUGUGGAGAUGGUCAGCAUCCAGGCUGCCAAACAGGCACAGGAUGUGGCCUCUAAUGUCAACUACAAACAUCUCAUCCAUAAUUAUACCUACCUGCCAGAUGCCAUGAAUGUUGAGCUGGCAAGGAACAUGAUGCAAAUUCAGAGUGAUAACAUUUACAAACAAGACUACAACAGCUGGUUCAAAGGAAUUGGAUGGAGUCCUCUAGGCUCACUGGAUGUAGAAAAAGUUAGAAAGGCUGGAGAUGCGAUAAGUGAAACGAAAUACCGCCAACACCCAGAAACUCUCAAGUUCACAAGCUUAAUAGAUGCAAUGCCAAUGGUCUUGGCUCAGCACAACACUAAACAGCUGAGUGAUAUAACGUAUAAGCUGGAGGGCGAGAAAGUUAAACACAAGUACCACUUGGAUCCUUAUGUUCCUGAGUUUAUUCAAGCAAAAGUCAAUGCCUACAAUAUAAGUGAUCAUUCUUACAAAGCAGACUGGAAGAAAUUGAUUGCCAAAGGAUACGAUCUGAAGCCUGAUGCCAUUCCUAUAAUUGCUGCAAAAGCUUCACGAAACAUUGCCAGCGAUUACAAGUACAAGGAAUCACAUGAGAAAGAGAAAGGGAAGCAAAUUGGGUACCGUAGCCUGCAAGAUGAUCCUAGAUUGGUCCAUUAUAUGAACGUGGCUAAACUGCAGUCAGAGCGUGAAUACAAGAAGGACUAUGAAAGCACCAAGACCAAGUAUCACUCGCCUCUGGACAUGUUCAGUGUGGUGGCUGCUAGGAAAGCCCAGGAAGCAGCCACCGGGACAAAUUACAAACAACCUCUGCAUAAUUACACCCUUUUGCCCGAUGCCAUGAGUGUGGAACUGUCAAGAAACAUGAUGCAACUUCAGAGCGAUAACCUUUACAAAACAGAUUUCAAUAAUUGGCUGAGAGGAGUAGGCUGGGUGCCAAUUCAGUCUCUGGAAGUGGAGAAAGCAAAGAAGGCAACUGAUAUUAUUAGUGAAAAGAAAUAUCGUCAGCAUCCAGACAAGCUGAAAUACACUAUUGACAUGGAUGCCAUGGAACAGGUGCUUGCUAAGCAAAAUGCCCAUACCAUGAACAAGAGGCAGUAUGUUGAAAAAUGGAAUAAAGAGAAGACUGACAUUCAUGUGAUGCCUGACACACCGGAAAUACUCUUGUCCAAAGUCAACCAAAUUACCUUGAGCAAUAAACUAUACAAGGCUGGCUGGGAAGAGGACAGAAAGAAAGGUUAUGAUCUGAGGCCAGAUGCUAUCUCAAUAAAAGCAGCCAAAGCUUCGAGGGAUAUUGCAAGUGAUUACAAAUACAAACUGGCCUUUGAACAAGCCAAGGGAAAGCACAUUGGAUUCCGUAGUCUAGAAGAUGACCCUAAGCUGGUGCACUUCAUGCAAGUUGCUAAGAUGCAGUCAGAUCGUGAAUACAAAAAGAACUAUGAGACAUCAAAGACCGUGUACCACACCCCAGUUGACAUGUUCAGUGUGGUGGCAGCCAAGAAAGCACAGGAAGUGGCGACUGAUAUAAACUACAGGAAUAUUAUACACACGUAUAAUGUUUUGCCUGAUGCUAUGAAUCUUGAACUGGCCAGGAACAUGAUGCAGAUACAGAGUGAUAACCAGUACAAAGCAGACUAUGAUACAUUCAUGAAGGGGGUUGGAUGGAUGCCAUUAGGAUCUCUAGAAGCUGAGAAGAAUAAGAAAGCCAUGGAGAUUGUCAGUGAGAAGACGUACAGGCAGCAUCCAGACAAACUGAAGUAUUCUAUUCAGAUGGAUUCUAUGCCCAUGGUCCUGGCUACGCACAAUGCAAAGGUUUUGGAUGAGCGCCUUUACAAAAAGGACUGGGAAACAGACAAGACGAAGAUUAACAUCACACCAGAUAUUCCUGAGAUUCUUUUGGCAAAAGUCAAUGCAUUUAACAUCAGCAAUAAAAUGUACAAACUUGCCAUGGAAGAAGAUAAGAAGAAGGGAUACGAUCUCAGAGCUGAUGCAAUCCCUAUUCAAGCUGCUAAGGCUUCCCGAGAUAUUGCUAGUGAUUAUAAAUACAAACUAGGUUAUGAAAAGGAUAAGGGUAAGCUUGUCGGCUUCCGCAGCCUCGAAGAUGACCCAAAGCUUGUUCAUUAUAUGCAAGUAGCUAAGAUGCAGUCAGAUCGUGAGUACAAGAAAGCCUAUGAAUUCAGCAAGACCAGGUACAACACGCCUGCUGAUACUUUCAGCAUCAUGGCUGCCAAGGAAGCUCAAGCAAAUAUCACCAACACCAACUACAAAAGGCUUAUCCACAGAUACAUCCUCCUGCCAGAUGCAAUGAAUGUAGAACUGGCCAGAAACAUGAACCAGAUUCAAAGUGAUCUUGAAUACAAACAAGAUUACAAUGAGUGGUACAAAGGACUUGGUUGGAGCCCUCUCGGGUCACUGGAUUUUGAAAACUCUAAGAAAGCCACUGAAAUUGCAAGUGAUACAAAGUACCGCCAGCAUCCAAGCCUUUUCCCAUUUAAGAAGCUGACUGAUUCUAUGGAUAUAGAACUUGCAAAGCACAAUGCCAAAGUUAUGGAUAAGCAUUCUUACAUAGAGGCAUGGGAGAAGGAUAAAAAGAAGAUUCAUGUGAUGCCAGAUACACCAGAUAUUAUGCAGGCCAAAGCAAACAAGUUAAAUUACAGCCAGAAACUGUACAAACUUGGAUGGGAAGAAAUGUUAAAGAAAGGUUAUGAUCUCACUGCUGAAGCCAUUUCAGUGAAAGCAGCUAAAGCAUCAAGAGACAUUGCUAGUGAUUACAAGUACAAAGAUGGAUAUCGCAAGCAGCUUGGCCACCACAUUGGAGCACGCAGCAUAGAGGAUGACCCUAAGCUUGUGCAUUCUAUGAAUGUAGCCAAGAUGCAGAGUGAGAGGGAAUACAAGAAAGACUUUGAGACAUGGAAGACCAAGUAUGCCACUCCUGUGGAUAUGCUGGAGGUCUUGCAUGCUAAGAAUUGUCAGAAACUGGUCAGUGAUAUUGAUUACCGUCAUUAUCUGCACCAGUGGACAUGUCUCCCAGACCAAACUGAUGUCAUCCAUGCUAAGAGAGUAUAUGAAUUACAAAGUGAUAAUGCUUAUAAAACAGAUCUUGAGUGGCUUAAAGGCAUUGGGUGGAACACGUAUGGAUCUCUAGAGUCAGAAAAGAACAAGAAAGCUUCUGAGAUUCUGAGUGACAAGAAUUAUCGUCAGCAUCCAGACACUAUUAAAUUCACAAGUAUCCCUGAUUCAAUGGAGGUGGUUCUGGCAAAAGAAAAUGCCAAGCGUAGAAGUGAUAAACUUUAUAGAGAAGCGUGGGAUAAUGACAAGACUCAAGUCCACAUCAUGCCUGACACUCCUGAAAUCAUUUUGUCCAGAGCUAACUUAAUUAACACGAGUGAUAAACUCUACAAGUUAGGAUUAGAAGAGUUAAGGAAGAAAGGCUAUGACCUUCCACUUGAUGCCAUAACACUCAAGGCUGCAAAAGCAUCCAGAGAUAUCGCCAGUGAAUACAAGUACAAAGAAGGCUAUCGCAAGCAGCUUGGCCACCACAUUGGAGCACGCAGCAUAGAGGAUGACCCUAAGCUUGUGCAUUCUAUGAAUGUAGCCAAGAUGCAGAGUGAGAGGGAAUACAAGAAAGACUUUGAGAAAUGGAAGACCAAGUUUGCCACUCCUGUGGAUAUGCUGGGGGUCUUGCAUGCUAAGAAUUGUCAGAAACUGGUCAGUGAUAUCGAUUACCAUCAUUAUCUGCACCAGUGGACAUGUCUGCCGGAUCAGAAUGAUGUUGUGCAUGCCAGGAAAACAUAUGAUCUUCAAAGUGAUAUCAUCUAUAAAUCAGAUCUUGAAUGGCUAAAGGGCACUGGCUGGUCUCCAAGUGGCUCCCUGGAAGCUGAGAAGAAUAAGAGAGCUACUGAGAUCUUAAGCGACCAUACAUAUAGACAACAUCCUGACACAUUCACAUUUACUAGCCCCCUUGAUUCUCUUCCUAUGGCUUUGGCAAAGCAUAAUGCUGACAUUAUGAACCAUCGCAUGUAUAUCGAUGCUUGGAAUAAGGAUAAAACCAGCAUCCACAUUAUGCCAGAUACUCCUGAAAUUCUUCUGUCACAGCAGAACAAGAUGAACUAUAGUGAUAAAUUAUACAAACUUUCCUUGGAAGAGGCUAGAAAGAGGGGCUAUGAUCUUCGUGUGGAUGCAAUUCCAAUCAAGGCGGCUAAAGCUUCCAGAGAUAUCGCAAGCGAGUACAAGUACAAAGAAGGCUAUCGCAAGCAGCUUGGCCACCACAUUGGAGCACGCAGCAUAGAGGAUGACCCUAAGCUUGUGCAUUCUAUGAAUGUAGCCAAGAUGCAGAGUGAGAGGGAAUACAAGAAAGACUUUGAGAAAUGGAAGACCAAGUAUGCCACUCCUGUGGAUAUGCUGGAGGUCUUGCAUGCUAAGAAUUGUCAGAAACUGGUCAGUGAUAUCGAUUACCGUCAUUAUCUGCACCAGUGGACAUGUCUCCCAGACCAAAAUGAUGUCAUCCAUGCUAAGAGAGUAUAUGAAUUACAAAGUGAUAAUAACUACAAAUCAGACCUUGGGUGGAUGAAAGGCAUUGGCUGGGUCCCUAUUGGUUCAUUGGAUGUUGAAAAAGCCAAGAAGGCUGGAGAGAUCCUAAGUGAAAAACUGUAUCGUCAGCCACCAGACAGAUUUCAAUUCACCAGUGCGCCAGAUUCUCUUGAAAUGGCAUUGGCCAAGCAUAAUGCAGAAACAAUGAAUAAGCGUUUGUACACUGAAGCUUGGGAUAAAGACAAGAUACAAAUCCACAUAAUGCCUGAUACCCCUGAAAUCACGCUGGCUAGAGAGAACAAGAUAAACUACAGUCAGAGUCUUUAUAAACUUGCCCUGGAAGAGGCAAGAAAGAGGGGCUACGAUUUACGAGUUGAUGCCAUUCCAAUCCAAGCUGCCAAGGCCUCAAGAGAUAUUGCCAGUGAUUACAAAUACAAAGAAGGCUAUCGCAGGCAAGUUGGCCACCACAUCGGAGCACGCAGCAUAGAGGAUGACCCUAAGCUUGUGCAUUCUAUGAAUGUAGCCAAGAUGCAGAGUGAGAGGGAAUACAAGAAAGACUUUGAGACAUGGAAGACCAAGUAUGCCACUCCUGUGGAUAUGCUGGAGAUCUUGCAUGCAAAGAAUUGUCAGAAACUGGUCAGUGAUAUCGAUUACCGUCAUUAUCUGCACCAGUGGACAUGUCUCCCAGACCAAACUGAUGUCAUCCAUGCUAAGAGAGUAUAUGAAUUACAAAGUGAUAAUAACUACAAAUCAGACCUUGAGUGGAUGAAAGGCAUUGGCUGGGUUCCUAUUGGUUCACUGGAUGUCGAAAAAGCCAAGAAGGCUGGAGAGAUCCUAAGUGAAAAGCUCUAUCGUCAACCACCAGACAGAUUUCAAUUCACCAGUGUGCCAGAUUCUCUGGAAUUGGUUUUGGCAAAGCAUAAUGCAGAAACAAUGAAUAAGCGCUUGUAUACUGAAGCUUGGGAUAAAGACAAGACUACAAUCCAUGUUAUGCCUGAUACACCUGAAAUCAUGCUAUCAAAACUGAACAAGCUAAACUAUAGUGAGAAAUUGUACAAACUGGCUAUGGAAGAAUCAAAGAAGGAUGGGUAUGACCUACGCUUGGAUGCUAUUCCAAUUCAAUCUGCCAAGGCAUCCAGAGAUAUUGCUAGUGAUUACAAAUACAAAGAAGGGUAUCGCAAGCAGCUUGGUCACCACAUUGGAGCUCGCAGUGUGGAAGAUGACCCCAAGCUUGUGCAUUCUAUGAAUGUAGCCAAGAUGCAGAGUGCGAGAGAAUAUAAGAAAGACUUUGAGAAAUGGAAGACCAAGUUUGCCACUCCUGUGGAUAUGCUGGAGAUCUUGCAUGCAAAGAAUUGUCAGAAACUGGUCAGUGAUAUCGAUUACCGUCAUUACCUGCACCAGUGGAUAUGUCUGCCAGAUCAGAAUGAUGUCAUCCAAGCCAAAAAGGCCUAUGAUCUUCAGAGUGAUGCUAUUUACAAAUCAGAUCUUGAAUGGCUGAAAGGUAUUGGUUGGGUCCCUGCUGGCUCUUUGGAAGUUGAGAAAGUGAAGAGAGCUGGAGAAAUCCUAAGUGAAAAGAAGUACCGACAGCCACCUGAUCAAAUAAAGUUUACCAGUAUCACAGAUUCUUUGGAGAUGGAGCGGGCCAGACAUAAUGCUGAGACGAUGAACAAGCGGCUGUACAUUGAAGCCUGGGAUGCUGACAAAAAAACUAUUCAUGUCAUGCCAGAUACUCCAGAGAUUUUGCUGGCAAAGGCAAACUCAGCCAACAUUAGCCACAAACUUUAUAUCCAGGGAUGGGAAGAGGCUAAGAAGAAAGGAUAUGACUUGAGAGCUGAUGCAAUUCCAAUCAGAACAGCAAAGGCAUCAAGGGAUAUAGCUAGUGAUUAUAAAUACAAAGAUGCAUAUGAGAAGCAGAGAGGGCACUAUGUUGGAUUCCGAAGUGUUCAAGAUGAUCCAAAGCUGGUAUUGGCUAUGCAUGUAGCCAAAAUGCAAAGUGACCUGGAGUACAAGAAAGAGUGGAACCAAUGGAAAACAAAUAUCCAUAGUCCUGUUGAUAUGCUGUCAGUCUUGCUGGCUAAGAAUUGUCAGAAGUUGGUCAGUGAUACGGAUUACCGCCAUCGCUUGCAUGAAUGGACUUGCCUGCCAGACCAGAAUGAUGUCAUUCAGGCGAAGAAAGCAUAUGACUUACAGAGUGAUAAUUUGUAUAAGUCAGACUUGGAAUGGCUGCGUGGUAUUGGUUGGAUCCCAGAAGGUUCUGUGGAAGUCCUCAAAGUGAAGAAAGCCCAGGAGAUCUUGAAUGACAGACUCUACCGUCAACGGCCAGACUCUAUUAAAUUCACCACUAUUGUUGAUUCCCCAGAUAUUGUCUUGGCAAAGGCCAAUGCUCUGCUUCAGAGUGGAUCAUUAUAUCGUGAAGUCUGGGAUAAAGAAAAGACACAAUACACUCUCCCACCUGAUACUCCUGAGAUGAUUCUGUCCAAAAUGAAUGCUCUGAAUGUCAGCAAAAAACAUUACCAGUCAGGAUGGGAAGAAGCCAAGAAAAAAGGUCAUGACUUAAGACUGGAUGCUAUUGAAAUCCAGCACGCCAAGGCUUCUAGAAACAUUGCCAGUGAGUAUAAGUACAAAGAAGGCUACCGUAAGCAACUUGGACACCUUGUGGGAUUCCUGAACGUCCACGAUGAUCCAAAGCUGGUAUUGGCUAAGCGUGUAGCCAAAAUGCAAAGUGCUCGUGAGUACAAGAAACAGUGGAACAAAUGGAAAACAAAGAUCCAUAGUCCGGUUGAUAUGCUGUCCGUCUUGUUGGCCAAGAAUUGUCAGAAGCUGGUUAGUGAUAUCGACUACCGCCACUACCUGCACGAAUGGAUAUGUCUGCCUGACCAGAAUGAUGUCAUCCAAGCCAGGAAAGCAUAUGAUCUGCAGAGUGAUAAUUUGUACAAAUCAGACCUGGAAUGGCUGCGUGGCAUUGGCUGGAUGCCAGAUGGCUCCAUGGAAGUGCUCAAAGUGAAAAAAGCUCAAGAGAUCCUGAAUGACCGAUUGUACAAGCAACCCCGGGAUGCAUUGAAAUUUACCAGUAUUGCUGACCCACCACCAGUUGUCCUGGCUAAGAUCAAUGCGCAACAAAUCAGUGAGAAUCUGUAUCGUGAAGCCUGGGAGAAAGAGAAGACUCAGUACCAGCUUCCUGCGGACACCCCUGGAAUGCUGCAGUCUCAGAUUAAUGCUCUGAAUAUCAGUAAUAAACAUUAUACUGGAGCCUGGGAUGAAGCCAAGGCAAAAGGUUAUGACAUAAGAGCUGAUGCUAUUUCAAUUAAGCAUGCCAAAGCUUCCAGAGAAAUUGCUAGUGAGUACAAGUACAAAGAAGGUUAUGAGCAACAGAAAGGCCACUAUAUUGGCUGUCCUUCAUUAAAAGCAGAUCCCAAACUUUCAUGGGCUGGCAAAGUAAUGAAGAUGCAAAAUGACAGGCUGUAUAAGGAAGCCUACCACAAUUCAAAAGCCAAAAUUACUAUACCAGUGGACAUGGUGGCCAUCGAAGCAGCCAAGCAAGGACAGUCUUUAGCAAGCGAUGUCGACUAUCGUCAUUAUUUGCACCAGUGGUCUUGUCUGCCAGACCAGAAUGAUGUGAUCCAGGCAAAGAAAGCAUAUGAACUCCAGAGUGAUGCUCUGUAUAAGUCAGAUUUGGAAUGGCUCCGGGGGAUUGGAUGGAUGCCAAAUGAGUCUCCGAUAGUGAAGAGGGUGAAACACGCCCAGGAAAUCCUGAGUGACAUCGUGUACUGCACUCCCCGUGACCGUCUGAAGUUCACCAGCAUCGUUGACACUCCGGAUGUUGUCCUCGCCAAAACCAAUGCCGAACAAAUCAGUAUUCCUAAAUACAGAGAAGUUUGGGAUAAAGACAAAGCUAUGAUCCACAUAAUGCCAGACACACCUGAAAUCUUGCUCUCCAAAGCUAAUGCUGUCAAUGUGAGCAAAAAACUUUAUCGGGAUGCUUGGGAUGACAUGAAGAAAAAUAUUGAUUUCAGAGCAGAUGCAAUCCCAAUCAAAGCAGCCAAAGCCUCAAGGGAAAUUGCCAGUGAUUACAAGUACAAAGAAGGUUAUGAGCAACAGAAAGGCCACUAUAUUGGCUGUCCUUCAUUAAAAGCAGAUCCCAAACUUUCAUGGGCUGGCAAAGUAAUGAAGAUGCAAAAUGACAGGUUGUAUAAGGAAGCUUAUCACAAUUCAAAAGCCAAUAUUACUAUACCAGUGGACAUGGUGGCCAUCGAAGCAGCCAAGCAAGGACAGUCUUUAGCAAGCGAUGUCGACUAUCGUCAUUAUUUGCACCAGUGGACUUGUCUGCCAGACCAGAAUGAUGUGAUCCAGGCAAAAAAAGCAUAUGAACUCCAGAGUGAUGCUCUGUAUAAGUCAGAUCUGGAAUGGCUCCGGGGGAUUGGAUGGAUGCCAAAUGAGUCUCCGAUAGUGAAGAGGGUGAAACACGCCCAGGAAAUCCUGAGUGACAUCGUGUACUGCACUCCCCGUGACCGUCUGAAAUUCACCAGCAUUGUUGACACUCCGGAUGUUGUCCUUGCCAAAACCAAUGCCGAACAAAUCAGUAUUCCUAAAUACAGAGAAGUUUGGGAUAAAGAUAAAGCUAUGAUCCACAUAAUGCCAGACACACCUGAAAUCUUGCUCUCCAAGGCUAAUGCUGUCAAUGUGAGCAAAAAACUGUAUCGGGAUGCUUGGGAUUACAUAAAGAAAUAUAUUGAUUUUAGAGCAGAUGCAAUCCCAAUCAAAGCAGCCAAAGCCUCAAGGGAAAUUGCCAGUGAUUACAAGUACAAAGAAGGUUAUGAGCAACAGAAAGGCCACUAUAUUGGCUGUCCUUCAUUAAAAGCAGAUCCCAAACUUUCAUGGGCUGGCAAAGUAAUGAAGAUGCAAAAUGACAGGCUGUAUAAGGAAGCUUAUCACAAUUCAAAAGCCAAAAUUACUAUACCAGUGGACAUGGUGGCCAUCGAAGCAGCCAAGCAAGGACAGUCUUUAGCAAGCGAUGUCGACUAUCGUCAUUAUUUGCACCAGUGGACUUGUCUGCCAGACCAGAAUGAUGUGAUCCAGGCAAAGAAAGCAUAUGAACUCCAGAGUGAUGCUCUGUAUAAGUCAGAUCUGGAAUGGCUCCGGGGGACUGGAUGGAUGCCAAAUGAGUCUCCGAUAGUGAAGAGGGUGAAACAUGCCCAGGAAAUCCUGAGUGACAUCGUGUACUGCACUCCCCGUGACCGUCUGAAAUUCACCAACAUCGUUGACACUCCGGAUGUUGUCCUUGCCAAAACCAAUGCUCAGCAAAUCAGUAUUCCUAAAUACAGAGAAGCUUGGGAUAAAGAUAAAGCUAUGAUCCACAUGAUGCCAGACACACCUGAAAUCUUGCUCUCCAAGGCUAAUGCUGUCAAUGCGAGCAAAAAACUGUAUCGGGAUGCUUGGGAUUACAUAAAGAAAUAUAUUGAUUUUAGAGCAGAUGCAAUCCCAAUCAAAGCAGCCAAAGCCUCAAGGGAUAUUGCCAGUGAUUACAAGUACAAAGAAGGUUAUGAGCAACAGAAAGGCCACUAUAUUGGCUGUCCUUCAUUAAAAGCAGAUCCCAAACUUUCAUGGGCUGGCAAAGUAAUGAAGAUGCAAAAUGACAGGUUGUAUAAGGAAGCUUAUCACAAUUCAAAAGCCAAAAUUACUAUACCAGUGGACAUGGUGGCCAUCGAAGCAGCCAAGCAAGGACAGUCUUUAGCAAGCGAUGUCGACUAUCGUCAUUAUUUGCACCAGUGGUCUUGUCUGCCAGACCAGAAUGAUGUGAUCCAGGCAAAGAAAGCAUAUGAACUCCAGAGUGAUGCUCUAUAUAAGUCAGAUCUGGAAUGGCUCCGGGGGAUUGGAUGGAUGCCAAAUGAGUCUCCGAUAGUGAAGAGGGUGAAACAUGCCCAGGAAAUCCUGAGUGACAUCAUGUACUGCACUCCCCGUGACCGUCUGAAAUUCACCAACAUCGUUGACACUCCGGAUGUUGUCCUCGCCAAAACCAAUGCCGAACAAAUCAGUAUUCCUAAAUACAGAGAAGUUUGGGAUAAAGAUAAAGCUAUGAUCCACAUGAUACCAGACACACCUGAAAUCUUGCUCUCCAAGGCUAAUGCUGUCAAUGUGAGCAAGAAACUUUAUCGGGAUGCUUGGGAUGACAUGAAGAAAAAAAUUGAUUUCAGAGCAGAUUCAAUCCCAAUCAAAGCAGCCAAAGCUUCAAGAGAAAUUGCCAGUGAUUACAAGUACAAAGAAGGUUAUGAGCAACAGAAAGGCCACUAUAUUGGCUGUCCUUCAUUAAAAGCAGAUCCCAAACUUUCAUGGGCUGGCAAAGUAAUGAAGAUGCAAAAUGACAGGCUGUAUAAGGAAGCUUAUCACAAUUCAAAAGCCAAAAUUACUAUACCAGUGGACAUGGUGGCCAUCGAAGCAGCCAAGCAAGGACAGUCUUUAGCAAGCGAUGUCGACUAUCGUCAUUAUUUGCACCAGUGGACUUGUCUGCCAGACCAGAAUGAUGUGAUCCAGGCAAAGAAAGCAUAUGAACUCCAGAGUGAUGCUCUGUAUAAGUCAGAUCUGGAAUGGCUCCGGGGGAUUGGAUGGAUGCCAAAUGAGUCUCCGAUAGUGAAGAGGGUGAAACAUGCCCAGGAAAUCCUGAGUGACAUCGUGUACUGCACUCCCCGUGACCAUCUGAAAUUCACCAACAUCGUUGACACUCCGGAUGUUGUCCUUGCCAAAACCAAUGCUCAGCAAAUCAGUAUUCCUAAAUACAGAGCGGUUUGGGAUAAAGAUAAAGCUAUGAUCCACAUGAUACCAGACACACCUGAAAUCUUGCUCUCCAAGGCUAAUGCUGUCAAUGUGAGCAAGAAACUGUAUCGGGAUGCUUGGGAUGACAUGAAGAAAAAAAUUGAUUUCAGAGCAGAUUCAAUCCCAAUCAAAGCAGCCAAAGCUUCAAGAGAAAUUGCCAGUGAUUACAAGUACAAAGAAGCUCAUGAGAAACAGAAAGGCCACUAUAUUGGCUGUCCUUCAUUAAAGGCGGAUCCCAAGCUUUCAUGGGCUGGCAAAGUAAUGAAGAUGCAAAAUGACAGGUUGUAUAAGGAAGCUUAUCACAAUUCAAAAGCCAAAAUUACUAUACCAGUGGACAUGGUGGCCAUCGAAGCAGCCAAGCAAGGACAGUCUUUAGCAAGCGAUGUCGACUAUCGUCAUUAUUUGCACCAGUGGACUUGUCUGCCAGACCAGAAUGAUGUGAUCCAGGCAAAGAAAGCAUAUGAACUCCAGAGUGAUGCUGUGUAUAAGUCAGAUCUGGAAUGGCUCCGGGGGAUUGGAUGGAUACCAAAUGAGUCUCCAAUAGUGAAGAGGGUGAAACAUGCCCAGGAAAUCCUGAGUGACAUCGUGUACUGCACUCCCCGUGACCGUCUGAAAUUCACCAACAUCGUUGACACUCCAGAUGUUGUCCUUGCCAAAACCAAUGCCGAGCAAAUCAGUAUUCCUAAAUACAGAGAAGUUUGGGAUAAAGAUAAAGCUAUGAUCCACAUGAUACCAGACACACCUGAAAUCUUGCUCUCCAAGGCUAAUGCUGUCAAUGUGAGCAAGAAACUUUAUCAGGAUGCUUGGGAUGACAUGAAGAAAUAUAUUGAUUUUAGGGCAGAUGCAAUCCCAAUCAAAGCAGCCAAAGCCUCAAGGGAAAUUGCCAGUGAUUACAAAUACAAAGAAGGCUACCGUAAGCAACUUGGACACCUUGUGGGAUUCCUGAACGUCCAUGAUGAUCCAAAGCUGGUAUUGGCUAAGCGUGUAGCCAAAAUGCAAAGUGCUCGUGAGUACAAGAAACAGUGGAACAAAUGGAAAACAAAGAUCCAUAGUCCGGUUGAUAUGCUGUCCGUCUUGUUGGCCAAGAAGUGUCAGAAGCUGGUUAGUGAUAUCGACUACCGCCACUACCUGCACGAAUGGAUAUGUCUGCCUGACCAGAAUGAUGUCAUCCAAGCCAGGAAAGCAUAUGAUCUGCAGAGUGAUGCCAUUUAUAAAUCUGACUUGGAAUGGCUACGUGGAAUUGGCUGGAUGCCAAAUGACUCUGUCUCUGUCAACCAUGUCAAACAUGCCCAGGACAUUUUGAGUGAGAGGCUGUAUCGUACAAAAGUUGAAACUCAACCAUUCACACCCGUGGCUGACAGGGUUGAUUAUGUCACAGUCAAACAAGUCGGGGAAAUGCUAAGUGCUAUUAAGUACCACGAGGAAUGGAAUAACAUCAAGGCAAAUUAUACACUGACAGACACACCACAGUCAAAUGCAGCCAAAGAAGCAGCCAGGAUUCUUAAUCAUCAUCUGUACAAGGAGAACUGGGAGAAAGAGAAAGCUAUUGGUUACCUUUUGCCUCCUGACAGUGUUCCUUUCUGCCAUGCCAAGCAUUCAAGUGAUGUCCAAAGUGAGUUGCAAUACAAGGCAGAGUAUGUCAACCAGAGAGGUCACUACGUUGGUGUCAAUAAUAUGAGAGAAGAUCCAAAGCUGGUGUGGUUUGAGCAUGCUGGCAAGAUCCAGAACGAGAGAUUGUAUAAAGAUGCAUAUCACAAAACCAAGUCCAACAUUCACAUACCUCCAGAUAUACUGUCUGUCAUUGCAGCCAAAGACUGUCAGCAUGUUGUCAGUGAAAUUCCAUAUCGCCAUUACCUUCAUGAAUGGACUUGUCUUCCUGACCAAAAUGACUGCGUCCAGGCAAAGAAAGCCUAUGACCUUCAAAGUGAUAAUAUUUAUAAAUCUGAUCUGGAAUGGCUCCGUGGCAUUGGCUGGGUUCCCUUAGAUUCAGUGGAGCAUCGGAAAGUAAAGAAGGCUCAGGAUUUGAUAAAUAAGAGACUCUACACAGAAGAGGCCAUUGAUAAUUUUGCCAAUUUCACACCUGUGGAAGAAACUCCAGAUGUUGUUUUGGCAAAGGUGAACUCAAUCAAUCAGAGUGAUGUGAAAUACAAAGAAACCUUUAACCGUGAAAAAGGUCACUAUAUUGGCUCUGAUGACACUCCAGCCCUGAGUCACUCUAGAGAGAUGGCUAAACUGUAUAGUGAUAACCUGUACAAGGAUUUAUGGGAAUCAGGCAAGGCCAUUGGGUACACUCUGCCCCCAGACUACAUCCCUAUUGUUGGUGCCAAGCAUGCUGAUUACAUUAACAGCGAGCUUAAAUAUAAAGAAGUCUAUGAGAAGCUUAAAGGUCAUUAUCUGGCCGGGGCACACAUAAAAGAUUUCCCAAGUGUUGUCCAUUCUCUUGCUUUCCAAAAAAUAAGGAGUGCGUUGGCCUACAGGAAGAAUUAUGAGGACACCAAGGCACACAUUCAUAUCCCAACUGAUAUGAUAAAUCAUGUGCUGGCUAAGAAAUGCCAAUAUAUCCUGAGCGACCUUGAAUACCGAACUUACCUGCAUCAGUGGAACUGUUCACCUGAAGAGAAUGAUGUUGUCCUGGCUAAAAGAGCCCAGGAAAUUCUAAGUGAUGUUGUGUACAAGGAUGACUUAACGUGGCUAAAGGGAAUUGGAUGCUAUGUGUGGGACACUCCCCAAAUCCUGCAUGCUAAGAAGUCUUAUGACCUUCAAAGUCAACUGAUAUACACAAAAGCAGGAAAAGAAAAUUUACAGAACUAUGGUGUGGUUAUGGACACUCCAGUUUAUGUGACUGCUCUUCAGAGUGGUAUCAAUGCCAGUGAUGUAAGGUACAAAGAACAAUACCAUAAAACCAAGGACCGAUAUACCACAGUUUUGGAAACAGCUGAUCAUGGAAGGAUUCAGAAGCUGAAGCACCUGUUCAGUGAUAACCGAUAUAAGGAAGCCUGGAAGAAAGUGAAGUCCACUGGUUUCACAUUGCCUCCUGAUGCUGUGCCACUGGUUCGUGCCAAACAACUGAAGUAUAAUGCCAGUAUUGUAAAGUAUCGUGAAGAAUACGAUAGGUUUAAAGCACUUUACACUCUCCCCAGAGGUGUUCAGGAUGAUCCCAACACUGCAAGAUGCCUAAGAGUUGGCAAGUUGAAUAUUGAUCGCUUAUACAGAGAAACCUAUGAAAAGAACAAGGCCAAAAUCCAUAUUACACGAGACAUGGUAGACAUUGUGUCAGCUAAGAGCACUCAGAAGAAAGUCAGUGAAAUUGAUUAUCGCAUCCAUCUCCAUGAAUGGGCCAACAUUGCAGAUCUUCAUGCCAAUGUUCUUGCUCGAAAAGUCAGUGACCAGCUUAGUGAUGUUGUGUACAAAGAUGACCUUAACUGGCUCAAAGGCAUAGGUUGCUUUGUCUGGGACACUCCUGAAAUUCUCCAUGCCAAGCAUGCCUAUGAUCUUCGCGAUCAUCUGAAGUACAAGUCGAAGGCAAAGGAAAUGGAGAGCAAAUACACAGUGGUCACAGACACACCUCUCUAUGUUCAGAAUGUCCAGAGUGGCAUGAAUCUGAGUGAAGCUGUUUACCGCCAUAACUAUGUGCACAAUAUCAAAGGGAAAUAUACUCAAACAAAUAAGACAGUGGAUUUGGAGCGGGCAACUCAUGCCUACAAGAUACAGCAUGAAGGUCUCUACCGAAAUGCUGGCUUGCACGCGCUUCCAACUGGAUACAAACUCCCACCAGAUACCCCUGGUUUCAAGCAUGCUAAACAUGCCCAAUACCUUGGCAGUUAUAUGAAAUAUAAGGAGAUCUAUGAACACUUCAAGGACAAAGGUUACAAUUUUGGACCCAAAGCUGUUCCAUUUGUACAUACAAGGAAAGUCAAUAAAAUUCUCAAUGAGAGACUUUAUCGGGAGAUAUAUCACAAAAACAAGGAUAAGAUUCACACCACACCUGACACACCUGAAAUCCGCCAAGUGAAAACGAACCAAGAAUCCAUCAGUGAUCUGAUCUACAAGACUGACUUCUUCAAGAUGCAGGGGCACUUGAUUUCCUUACCUUAUACUCCUGAAACAGUACACCACCGUUAUGUUGGAGACAUUACUAGUGAUGUUAAAUAUAAAAGUGAUCUACAGUGGCUAAGAGGCCUGGGCUGCUUCCUGUAUGAUACUCCUGAUAUGGUCCGUUCCCGGCAUUUACGCAAGCUCUGGUCUAAUUAUGUGUAUACCGAAGCUGCAAAGAAGACACAAGAUAAGUAUCGUGUGGUUCUUGACACUCCUGUGUACAGAAACAUUCAGGAGCUGAAGACCCAUUUGAGUGAACUUGUAUACAGAGCUGUGGGCAGAGAGCAAAAGACUAAGUACACAUCUGUCCUAGAUACCCCAGAAUACAAACGGGCCAAAAGAGGGCAAAAACUACAGAGUAAGUACUUGUACAUUGAACUUGCUACAAAGGAAAGACCCCAUCACCAUGCUGGGGAUCAGACACCUGCCUUGAAACUUGCUAAGCAUGUGAAGGACUUGGUCAGUGAGAAAAAAUACAAAGCCCUGUAUGAGAAGCUGAAGCACAAGUAUGUAACUGUCCCUGACACACCAAUCCUAAUUAGAGCUAAGAAAGCCUACCUGAAUGCCAGUGAUCUGCGUUACAAAGAAACCUUUGAGAAAGCAAAGGGUAAAUACCACACAGUGAAAGAUGCCUUGGAUAUUGUGUAUCAUCGCAAGGUCACUGAUGACAUCAGCAAAGUGAAAUACAAAGAAAAUUAUAUGAGUCAAUUAGGAUUCUGGAGAUCUAUCCCAGACCGACCAGACCACUUCCACCACCGUGCAGUCACCGAUGCAGUCAGUGAUGUUAAAUAUAAGGAAGACUUAACAUGGCUCAGAGGCUUUGGCUGUUAUGCAUGGGAUACUCCUGAUCUUGCCCUUGCUGAAAAGAAUAAGGCGCUGUACAGUCCAUAUAAGUACAAGGAAUCAUUUGAGAAGAUAAAGUCCAAGUUCAAGUAUGUUGCUGACACUCCAAUUAAUAGGCAUUUUAAGUAUGCUACUCAGUUGGUGAAUGAGAAAUUGUACAAAUCUGAUUAUGAGAAGAAGAAGGAUAAGUAUUCCUUUGUGGUGGAUGACCCUAGAACCUUGCUGGCCAAAUUGGGAGGCGAACUAAGCAGUCAGUACAAAUACAAACAGCUAUAUGAAAAGCAGAAGGACAAGUAUACAACUAUUGUGGAUACUCCAGAGCACCUGAGGACUACAAAAGUCAACAAGCAAAUCAGUGAUAUCCUUUACAAGCUGGAAUACAACAAGGCCAAACCAAAGGGUUAUACCACAAUCCACGAUACUCCCAUGUUACUCCAUGUACGGAAGGUCAAGGACAGAAUAAGUGAUUUGAAAUACAAAGAAGACUAUCAACAGACUAAGUCUCACUGCAACGUUGUACCAGAUUCUGUUCAUAUUAAAUCUGCCAAACAGGCCUACAAAGUAAACAGCAAUCUGGAUUACAAAAAGAAAUAUGAAGCAACCAAGGCUCACUGGGACUGGACUGUAGACAGACUUGACUUCAUCCAAGCUGCCAAAACGUCUUUGCAACAGAGUGAUUAUGAAUACAAACUUGACCGAGAGUACUUUAGAGGAUGCAAGCUCUCUGUAACAGAUGACAAAAAUACAGUGUUGGCUUUGAAGAAUGCAAUCUUGUCGAGUGAUUUAAAAUACAAAGAGAAGCAUAACAAGGAAAGAGGAAUCAUCCAUCCAGUUCCAGACACUCCUCAGAUCCUUCUCGCAAAGACUGUUAGCGCUCUUGUGUCUGAGAACAAGUACAAAGAAUAUGUUAAGAGGCACCUUCCAUAUGGUUCUUUUACAAAAUUGCCUGAAACACGAGACACUGUUCAUGUCAAAGAAGUAACCAAGCACGUCAGUGAGACAAAUUAUAAAAAGAAGUUUCAGAAAGAAAAGGGCAAGUCGGACUAUUCAAUCAUGUUGGAACCUCCUGAAGUGAAGCAUGCCAUGGAAGUGGCAAAGAAACAGAGUAAUAUCCAAUACAAAAAAGAUGCCAAAUCCAAGCUCCAUUACACUAGUGUGGCAGAUCGUCCUGAUAUUAAGAAAGCCACCCAAGUCUCUCAUUUAGUCAGUGAAAUUGAAUACAAAGCCAAAGGUCGUGGAGAAGCUGGUAUGGGAGUCAGCAUGCUUGGACGCCCAGAUAUUGAACUUGCUAAGCAGGUGUCCAAACUUACAAGCCAGGUGAAAUACAAAGAAAAAUUUGACAAGGAGAAAGGAAUUAAGCCACAAUAUGACCUGAAGGAGAGCAAGAUCUACAAGACCUUAAAGGAUGCUCAUAACAUUGCUAGUGAGGUUAAAUAUAAGGCAGACCUGAAGAAGCUUCACAAGCCAGUGACGGACAUGUCUGAAUCCUUGUCGAUGCAUCAUGUCUUGAACACAAGCCACCUUGCCAGUUCUUACCAGUACAAGAAGAAAUAUGAGAAGAGUAAAGGACACUACCAUGUGAUUCCAGAUAACCUUGAACAGCUCCAUCUAAAGGAGGCCUCAGAACUUCAGAGCAUAGUGAAGUACAAAGAAAAAUAUGAAAAGGAAAGAGGGAAGCCAAUGCUGGAUUUUGAAACGCCAACAUACCUCACUGCUAAGGAGUCUCAGCAAAUGCAAAGCGAGAAAGAAUACAAAAAAGACUUUGAAGAGUCUAUGAAAGGCAGGAACCUUACUGGCCUGGAGAUCACACCAUCUUUAUUGCAUGUCAGAUAUGCCACCAAAAUAGCAAGCGAGAAAGAAUACAGGAGAGAUUUGGAAGAAGGUGUUAGAGGUAAAGGUCUGACCACUCUGGAAGACACCCCAGACUUACUCAGAGCAAAGAAUGCUACUUGUAUCUUGAAUGAGAAAGAAUACAAGAAAGAUCUAGAGUUAGAAAUCAAAGGAAAAGGCUUGACAUCCAAUGCAACAGAAACACCCGAUUAUAUGAGAGCAAAGAAUGCUACAGACAUUGCUAGCCAGAUUAAAUAUAAGCUAUCUGCAGAAAUGGAAAAAGCAAACUAUACCACUGUUGUUGACACUCCAGAUAUCAUCCAUGCCCACCAUGUGAAGAACUUCUCAAGUCAGAAAAAGUAUAAAGAGGAUGCAGAGAGAACCAUGUCAUACUAUGUGCCUGUUCUAGAAACCCCAGAAAUACAGAGAGUCCGGGAGAACCAAAAGAACUUCAGCAUGCUUAAGUACCAGCAUGAUCUACAGGACAGCAAAGGAAAAAUCACAGUUGUAAAUGAAACACCAGAAAUACUAAGAGUUAAAGAAAACCAGAAGAACUUCAGCACGAUUUUAUAUAAAGAAGAUAUUAGAACAGGAACAGCUAUUGAAAAGACGCCUGAGAUGCAGAGAAUUAAAAAAACCCAGGAUGCUAUAAGCACGAUUAAAUACAAGGAGCAUAUUGGAAAAGGAACUCCCAUUUCUGAUCUUCCUGAAGUGAAACGUGUCAAGGAGACACAGAAGCACAUCAGCUCGGUUUUGUACAAAGAGAAUGCAGGGCAAGGAACCCCAAUACCGGUUACUCCAGAGAUAGAGAGAGUGAAACGCAAUCAAGAACACAUUAGCUCGGUGUCCUACAAAGAAAACCUGGGGAUAGGGACGGCAACUCCUGUUACCCCAGAAAUGGAGAGAGUCAAGCGUAAUCAAGAGAACAUUAGCUCGGUGUUGUACAAAGAGAAUUUAGGGACUGGAACCCCCACACCGAUUACUCCAGAGAUGGAGAGAGUCAAACGCAAUCAAGAAAACUUUAGCUCGGUGCUUUACAAAGAAAGCCUAGGGACAGGAAUUCCAACUCCUGUCACUCCAGAGAUUGAGAGAGUCAAACACAACCAAGAAAUCAUUAGCUCGGUGUUGUACAAAGAAAAUGUAGGGAAAGCAACCUCUACACCUGUCACUCCUGAGAUGGAGAGAGUCAAACGCAAUCAAGAACACAUUAGCUCGGUUUUGUACAAAGAGGAAUUGGGAAAAGGUACCCCUACACCUGUCACUCCUGAGAUGGAGAGAGUCAAACGCAAUCAAGAACACAUUAGCUCGGUUUUGUACAAAGAAGGAUUGGGGAAAGGUACCCCUACACCUGUCACUCCUGAGAUGGAGAGAGUCAAGCGCAAUCAAGAGUUCAUUAGCUCGGUUUUGUACAAAGAAAAUUUGGGGCGAGCAACCCCAACACCUAUCACUCCAGAGAUGGAAAGAGCCAAACGCAAUCAAGAAAACGUUAGCUUGGUGUUGUACAAAGAGAACUUGGGAAAAGGAACCCCGACAUCUAUCACUCCAGAGAUGGAGAGAGCCAAACGCAAUCAAGAAAACAUUAGCUCGGUCCUCUACUCUGACAGUUUCCGGAAACAAGUGCAAGGCAAAGCAGCUUUUGUCUUGGAUACCCCUGAAAUGAGACGAGUUCGGGAGACGCAACGGCACAUUUCCACAGUGAAAUACCAUGAAGACUUUGAAAAGACCAAAGGCAGCUUCACACCUGUAGUUACUGACCCUAUAACAGAACGUGUCAAGAAGAACAUGCAGGAUUUCAGUGAUAUUAACUACAGGGGCAUUCAGAGAAGAGUCGUGGAAAUGGAGCGAAAGCGGGUAGAUCAGGACCAAGACUUCACAGAUCUUCGUGUGUGGCGUACAAAUCCUGGAUCAGUCUUUGACUAUGACCCAGCAGAAGACAACAUUCAGUCCAGAAGCUUACACUUGAUUACUGUUCAAGCCCAACGACGCAACCGAGAGCAAUCCCGCUCUGCCAGUGCACUGAGCCUCAGUGCUGGUGAUGAAAAAUCUGAUCAUUCAGAGGGUGCUGAUCAGCGUCUCUCCUAUUACAGCAACGGAGGUUUCUUUACCACAUCUGCAACAGUGGGCUACAAACACGCUAAAACUGUAGAGCUCCCACAACAAAGAUCAUCUUCUGUUGGCACCCAGCAGACAACAGUGUCUUCCAUCCCUUCUCAUCCAUCUACUGCAGGGAAGACGUACCGUGCCAUGUAUGACUACACUGCAGCGGAUGCCGAUGAGGUCUCCUUUAAAGAUGGUGAUGCAAUAGUCAAUGUUCAGGCCAUUGAUGAAGGCUGGGUGUACGGCACUGUGCAAAGAACAAGCAAAACAGGCAUGCUUCCAGCCAACUACGUAGAAGCGGUUUAAGCCAGUAAAGGAGGCAAUGUAUCAACAUGGUAAAUAGAAAGGCACUUUACACUAUGGAUGGCCACUGUAGUCCGUAACACUCCCUCAGGUGCCUUGUUGCUUUCCUCUGUUGAUAUGCAUUAGGCAUUGCCUGUUACACAAAAUGCUCCAAAGGAAUCAAAUGCUUAAGAUUCUCAUCACAGAAACAGUGGGAAAAGCCAUCCUAUUAGCCUUCAUUUCUAUCUUGAUUAACUGGACUUGCAUAUUCAAACCCUAUUUAAGAGAAUUGUUUGGAUCUAAGUUCCAAGAUACUGUCGCCUUUUUUGUUUGGAAUCAAGGUGAAUGUCUGCACUAUUCAAAAACAUUUUUUUAAUGGAACAUCUGAUUGUGUUGGUUUUAACAGUUUUCUUAUCAAGAGAUGUAGUGUUCUCCUGGAAUAUUAUAAAAAUAGCUGAAUGUAUUUAUUUCUGUUCCAAGUACGCAAUUAUGUAACGCUAACAUAUGAAACCAGCCAAAAGAUACAUGGAAAAAGUCUAUCCUUUUGUCUGCUUAGAGAACUCUGAUGCAUGCCUUAUUCAUCUGAGUGUUCAUGGGUCAAGGUGCUGUUAUUCCCUCUCAAAUUAGUAACUAAUAAAUUUCACACCUCUGCA